Contarinia nasturtii (swede midge) is the source of this 1176-nucleotide messenger RNA. It is a transcript of the gene mRpL10, whose product is annotated as 39S ribosomal protein L10, mitochondrial. Lineage: Eukaryota; Metazoa; Arthropoda; Insecta; Diptera; Cecidomyiidae. Gene Ontology annotation, cellular component: mitochondrial large ribosomal subunit. Gene Ontology annotation, molecular function: structural constituent of ribosome. The record is from RefSeq and is a predicted model, not a curated record. The coding region runs from base 253 to 1080 and encodes 275 amino acids. Gene Ontology annotation, biological process: translation. The transcript is spliced from 2 exons.
UUGAUAGAGAAUCGAAGAACAAUAUUUUAAAUGAAACAAGUAGAUGGAGACAACCUCAAAUGUGACAUAUUUCAACAUUCAAAUAGUAUUCGUAUUACAAACAGAAUGACAGUUCUAUCGAUGAAAAGCAUGUUUUGACAUUUUCUUUGGAAAUGACAAUAGAACACUAAAGACCACACACAACAUUUAUUUUUAACAUUUUUCAAUUAUUUAAUAAAAAAAAUUAUAAAUAGCUUUGUCAUUCGUUGGAAAAUGAGUGCUUUAUUUCAGAGAGGAUUGUUACAAUCUGAAAAGGUUUUGGUGCAAUGUAAACGAUAUGGAAGUAAAAUAAAUAUACAACGACCCCGGCCACCGCAUUACACUCGUAAAUUGUUCAAUGCGGUAACAGAGCCUGUAUAUCCGCGUAGAACUGCGAUCGAUUUGUGUUUUGAAAAACAAGCGUUGCAAAAGUUGGAAAAAGAAAAAGAGGAAAAAUUGACAUUGCAUCAAUAUGAUGCUAUUCUGGCACGUGAAUUGCAUGGAUUCUUUAAUUCGGCCCAAAUGAUAUUGAUUUGUCAGAAAAAUUCAAUGAGUGCUUUCGAUUAUUUUAAUUUUCGAGUGGCAAUGCACAAGAAAAAUAUCAAAACAACAGUUUAUGGACGAAAAAUCAUCAGAGGCGCUCUUGAAGAUACCAAGUUUAGUUCACUAUUACCAUUGCUCAGUCAAACAACAUACAAUUGUAUGCUAUUUAGUGAUGAAUGGAAUAUCAAAGAUGCAUUGAAUGUGUUGAAGAAAACGCAAAAAAUGAUUUUGCUGGCCGGUGUAUUGGGCGAUCGUUUCAUGAGCCGAAGUGAAUUGGAAAAUUAUGCCAAACUACCCGAUUUACAAGUGUCACGAGCACAAUUCGUGGCGACAAUGAAUUCGGUUGGCGGUCAACUUACAAAUCAUCUGCAGGCACAUCAAAGUAAUUUCGCUUACAUGCUAGAUGCACACGCUGAAGCAUUGAAAACCGCUGAUGCAAACACCGGCACAUCGACAAGUGCGACCAAUGAAAAUUCACCAACAACAACAGAGACCACAACCGAUGAAAAAUCCACAUAAAAUACAAAUGACGGUUUAUGUUAAGAAAUUCUAAUGUGUACAACUUGUUACAGUCGAAAUAAAUUAAAUAGAAAAUAAAACUUUAAAUUACACAAA